CUCCCCCUCUGACUUUACAAGCAUGCCUACUGCAGUUUACAAAGACUUGCACAAUAGGCUUUCGUUAUCGUUCUUCAUGCUGUAAACAUUGCACUCUGUCUAAUUGAUUGAACCACACCCGAAGAAAACACGCUAUAAAUUAAACAUGAAGCUCUGUUUCAAUUACAAGUUCGCCCUCCAUUUCAGCAAUUUUUUAUUUCUGCUUUGUGGUAUUCUACUCAUUUUAUCCGGCUGCUACCUGUUUACCGACAACAAGCGCAUAUUACUGUCCAGACUAAUAGCCGCUCCCAGCGAUCGUCUGAACGCAUUACCACAACCAUUGCUCUACUACAUAGCUCUGGGACUGGCCAUUGCAGGAUUUGUAGCGGUGCUGGCAUCCGUCGUGGGCUUUUGGGCCAGUUGCCUGCAUACCUAUUGCUUUCUCAGUAUCUACUUUUUGAGCGUCGUGGUCUUACUCCUGACCGAGUCCGUAAUAUGCCUGGCCAUUACUCUCUGGCCGCACUGCUUGGGCAUUAGCCUAGAUGAGAGUCAAAUGGUAAAAUCUUUGCAGACCUAUUACGGUGUACCGGGACAGGAGCAGUUCACCAAUGCCAUGGACUUGGCACAGACUCGCUUUGGCUGCUGCGGAAUGAAAAGUUCGUUGGACUACGACACAUCGUUGUGGCGUCUCCAAAGCUAUGGGCAAACCAAUUGGCCUGUUCCAUUAAGUUGCUGUGUACUGGAAAAUGCACCACAGCCAUUGGCGUAUCUGGAUCCGAAGCCAGCAAAUGAGUCUCAGUGUCAGUCCCUGGAGCAUUUAUCCUAUGAGAGGGAGCGCUAUACGGAAUCAUGUCUGCUCCAUCUAGACAUCUGGUAUCGGGAGCAGUAUAGUGUUUUCCUUGGCGCCAGUCUGCUAAUGGCAAUUGUUGAGUUCUGUGUCCUGCUCGCCAUUAUAAUGAGCUGCACGGGCCUUGCCUCCCAAAGGGCCAGGCUUGAAAAUAUUCAAAACUUGACAGUUCAAAAGCGCAGACGGCAUACAGCGCUGUCACAUCGUGGUCUUGUGGAGAACAUAUAUGACCCGGAGGUGGAACUCAGAGUAAACUCUGGUCACAGUACGAACGGCAUAUGCCUGGGAGGACCUAGCAGACACGUAAGCAGCGAGGAUUUCACGGAGUUGUAUCUAAAGCCCAGCGAUCUGCACACGCACCGCAACAAUGCAUCUUUUGAACCAAAUUCUGCCAACUUCCAUGCGCAGACAAGAAAUUAUUUGGUUUAACCUAUGAAACUCUAAGCUGAGAGAAGAUUGUGAAACUCAACGCAAUGCGAAGCUACGACGACAUUUGGAGCUACCUUAUAUACAUACAUAUGUGCAUACAGGAAAUUAACACAAUGUAUACUACUAAUUUUAUUUUGUUUGCAAGCUUGAAUCGUUUUUGUUUCAGACC
This is a messenger RNA of Drosophila persimilis, 1424 nucleotides long. It is a transcript of the gene Tsp68C, whose product is annotated as tetraspanin-8. The record is from RefSeq and is a predicted model, not a curated record. Gene Ontology annotation, cellular component: membrane. Bases 146 to 1255 code for a protein of 369 amino acids. NCBI's taxonomy places the organism in Eukaryota, Metazoa, Arthropoda, Insecta, Diptera, Drosophilidae. The transcript has 3 exons.